AUGCCGAUUUUACUAUCGUUAGGUCCGAUAGUGCCCUCGGAAAUGAACAUGCGGUACGGACAUCGUGGAGUCGGGAUUGAAGUUUACCCAAUCGGAGGCGAUCCAAAAGAGCUAAUGUCAUACAUGGUCAAAUCUCCCAGGCUCAUCCCUGGCAUGGUGAGUUUUCGAGCAGGCGAUAUCCGUCGCAAGCGCGUCAUGAUUCGGGAAAUGCUUUAUGGAUGCUGGAGCUCAUGUAUAGAGCCGGAUACGGUAACAGACCAACCGUUCGUGGCUGAUGCUAUCAUCGCCAACCCACCGAGCCUUGCACAUGUUCACUGUGCUCAGGCUCUCAGCAUUCCGGUGCAUUUAAUGUUUACCAUGCCUUGGAGCAAUACAAAAUCGUUUCCACAUCCCCUGGCGAACUAA
Penicillium argentinense is the source of this 405-nucleotide messenger RNA. RefSeq lists its product as uncharacterized. The transcript is spliced from 2 exons. NCBI's taxonomy places the organism in Eukaryota, Fungi, Ascomycota, Eurotiomycetes, Eurotiales, Aspergillaceae. The coding region runs from base 1 to 405 and encodes 134 amino acids. The record is from RefSeq and is a predicted model, not a curated record.